CCUGAAGAAGUAUAUCCCCUCAGGAUCCAAAAAUCUUCAAAAAACCUUCGCCGUCGUCUCAUUUUCUCCGGCGGCAGGCACUCCCUGAUCACAAUUCCUUCUCAGGAUCGGAAUUCUCUGGGUUUAGUGCAGUGUAAUCAGCGAUGGGGAAGGGAGGUGGCUGCGUUCCGAGCAAGAAGAAGAACAUAGUCCUUGACGGUGCUUCCAACCGUGGCAGCGCCACCGACGCGCCGAUCGCUAUCGAAGAUCAAGUGACCUCCGAGACUCCCGCAACGGAGAAUUUCACAGUUGCUAAUUUGAAAUUAUUCAUUGUGUUUUACUCAAUGUACGGUCACGUUGAGAAAUUGGCAAAGAGGAUGAAGAAGGGAGUGGAUGGUGUGAAGGGGGUUGAGGCGGAGCUGUACCGGGUGCCGGAGACGCUGUCGGCGGAGGUGCUUGAGCAAAUGAAGGCGCCGCCAAAGGACGAGGAGAUUCCGGAGAUUGCGGCAGCGGAAUUGGCGAAGGCGGAUGGGGUUUUGUUUGGGUUCCCGACUAGGUAUGGGUGCAUGGCGGCGCAGAUGAAGACAUUUUUCGACUCCACGGGGCAGCUGUGGAAAGAGCAGACGCUCGCUGGGAAACCGGCCGGAUUCUUUGUUAGUACCGGUACUCAAGGAGGCGGCCAAGAAACAACAGCGUAAGCCACAAUUUUUAUUUGAAAUUAUCUCUAUCUGUACCUUAUUUGUUAUUAUGAAUAGUUAAAUUCAUUUCAUACUUAGAAUGAGAAAGAAAAACCCAGUAGAAAAUCAUGAGUAGGAAAUUGUUUUUAGACUUUUUCUUGAUGAUUUUGAGUUAUUAAUUUAUGGAGCAAUUGUAUCAAGUUUUCCCACUUUGUUCUUCAAUAAGAAAUUGCUGAAUUGAGAAUCAUAAGAUUCUAGUAGUUGUAAAAUGAUUGUGAGUAUUAUUCAAUCGUGUAUCAGUUGAAAUUGGUGAAUGAUGAGACAGGGGAAAACAGUAUAUGAAUGUAGAUGUUACUUAGCAUAGAAUGGAUUUUAAAUUAGUAUCCUUUUUUCGGCAUUAAACUAGUUAAGAAACCCUCAGAUGGUUAGCAGUUACUAUGGAUGUUUUGUGGGAUCAAUGUUGUUUACAUUUUGGUUAGCUUGUCAUGUUAUACUCCCUCUCAAAACUACAGGAUACAUCAAGCAAAUCUGAAAUUGUUUGUUUCUGACAUACUGUUGCUGUGGCCUAAUGCAGAUUUUAUUGGUUUGUGUUGCAAGACUGUUUGUUUUUUUGCAGACAUAGUGGGAAAAGAUUUUAUUUUUUCUUGUGAUCUGCAUAUUUUCCUUUGAAUAACCUUUCUACCAAUGGCAGGCAAUCUGCUUUAUUCUUGAGCCUUUUGAACUACCAACCCUAUAGUGCUAAAGUAGAAUAUCUUUUUUUUUAAUAAUGGCAAUCUUCUUUA
Rubroshorea leprosula is the source of this 1438-nucleotide messenger RNA. The record is from the annotation of a GenBank genome assembly. Lineage: Eukaryota; Viridiplantae; Streptophyta; Magnoliopsida; Malvales; Dipterocarpaceae.